Molecule: messenger RNA, 498 nt
Organism: Chenopodium quinoa (quinoa)
Lineage: Eukaryota; Viridiplantae; Streptophyta; Magnoliopsida; Caryophyllales; Amaranthaceae
Exons: 2
Coding region: 1-498 (165 amino acids)
Molecular function (GO): nucleic acid binding
Source: RefSeq, a predicted model, not a curated record
AUGAAUCUAGAAGUGGUAAAAUGGGGAGUGCCAACAGGCAUACUUGCGAAUCUAAGUAUUCAACCAACAAAAUUUGAUGAGAUAAGAGAAAAUCAAGCAGAAGAUGUAAAGUUGGACAGGAUUCGUGAGAAAAUAAAGCAAGGAAAAGCUACGGAUUUCAAGAUCCAUGAAGAUGGGAGUUUAAGCUACAAAGGCCGUUGGUGUGUACCACAAAAAUGUGAGGAGUUAAAAAGGAAGUUGAUGGAAGAGGGUCACAAUACACCAUACUUAUUACACCCAAGAGGAGACAAACUAUAUAAGGACUUGAAAAAGAGUGGAAACGACACCAUUUGGGUAGUGGUGGAUAGACUUACAAAAUCUGCAGUGUUUAUACCUAUGAAGGAGACCUGGAAAAUGGAACAACUUGCAAAAGCUUACAUAAAAAAUGUGGUGAGAUUACAUAGAGUUCCAAAAGAUAUUGUGUCUGAUAGAUCGUCGUCGAGCCUACCAAAAUUAUAA